Messenger RNA from Elgaria multicarinata webbii, 3303 nucleotides. RefSeq lists its product as uncharacterized. The annotation marks the transcript as partial. NCBI's taxonomy places the organism in Eukaryota, Metazoa, Chordata, Lepidosauria, Squamata, Anguidae. Gene Ontology annotation, biological process: proteolysis; DNA integration. The transcript is spliced from 2 exons. Gene Ontology annotation, molecular function: nucleic acid binding; RNA-DNA hybrid ribonuclease activity; aspartic-type endopeptidase activity. The record is from RefSeq and is a predicted model, not a curated record.
AUGGAAAUAACAGUGGGAGGACAGAAAAUUAAAGGACUAAUAGAUUCAGGAGCGCAGAGGUCAGUCUUGAUUAAUGCCUCCCACUUGCCCCUUCAGAAGAAAACUUCCGUGCCAGUUGUGGGGGCAGGAGGCCAGGUUUUACGAGCACCCUGUUUCAAGCCCCAAGGGAUCCAGAUAGGAGCCUGCGCCACGAAACAUGAAUUCAUCCUGAUCCCGUCCUGCCCCAUACCACUUAUCGGAAGAGACCUCCUUUGUAAAGUCCAAGCGACCCUGUCUUUCCAUCCAGAUGGCAAGGUCACAGGUACUGCUGGAGGGCAGCCACUUGUCAUCACCUGUCCCCUCAGAGAAGCGUGGAGAAUGGGACCUUCUAUGGGCCUCUGCGCUCCACUCCACACUAUCCAUACCGAAGUCGCCCUUCGAGUCAUCCGAGCCGUGCCAGGGGUCUGGGCCGAAAACAAUCCCAGAGGGUUAGCAUUGUCAGCUUAUCCUGUCAUCACUGAUCUGAAGCCCACUCAUGUUAUUGUUAACCAGCCACAGUACCCCAUUCCCUUAGAAGCCAGAGUUUCAAUGCAUGAGCACCUUGAAAAACUGCUGCAACUUGAAGUCCUGGUCCCCACCGUUUCACCCUGGAACACACCCCUCCUCCCAGUCAAGAAACCGGGCACUAACCAGUACAGACCAGUUCAAGACCUUCGCCUUGUGAACCAGCAGACGAAAGACAUCGCAGCCACAGUAGCAGACCCCUACUCCCUCAUCGGACUGAUACCAGGUGACAGCCUAUGGUAUUCGGUCAUCGACCUCAAAGACGCCUUCUUCACGGUUCCCUUGCACCCUGAUUCCCAGAAAAUCUUUGCCUUCACAUGGGAACACCCCCGGACAGGGCGAAAGAGACAAUUCACGUGGUCCCGCCUCCCACAAGGUUUCAAGAAUUCCCCAACUCUCUUUAGCCGCCAAUUGGCCGGGGAUUUGCAAAAAUACCAGGAAGAAGUUGGCCUAGUCCUCCAAUAUGUAGAUGACCUCCUUUUGCCCCGGCAUACUGAAGAGACCUGCCUCCUUGACACCAUUGCCCUGCUCAGACAUCUGGAGACUGCAGGUUACCGUGCUAGUCAAACCAAAGCCCAAAUCUGUAAACAAGAAGUGACAUAUCUGGGGUUUAUCAUCAAGAAGAACACUCGACUUUUAGCUGCCAGCAGGACCCAGGCAAUCAAUUGUAUACCCCAGCCCCGGAACAAAAAAGAAUUACGAGUUUUCCUGGGCAUGGCAGGGUACUGCCGGAUCUGGAUCCUGAACUACGCCGCCCUGACACAGUCCCUCUAUGAACUCUUGAAACAGAAAGUCCCUGAAUCCGGGACCCUAGACUGGACAUCUGAAGCAAAAGAGAGCCUCCGGAAUCUUAAAUCAGCCCUUACCAGUCCACCCGCUCUAGGACUACCUGAUAUCAGCAAGCCCUUCCACCUGUAUGUAGACGAAAGGAAGGGCACAGCCGUGGGCGUUCUGACCCAGAGAGUGGGUUCGUGGAAUCGGCCUGUAGCAUACCUAAGCAAGAAUACUGAUCCUGUGAGCAGAGGUUGGCCAGGAUGUCUCCGAUGUAUCGCCGCCGCAUGCCUGCUCUUAACUGAAGCCAUUAAACUUACCUAUGGGCAGCACAUAGAAAUCACUGCCUCACACUCCAUGAAAGCUCUGCUAGAAACCCACGGACCAAAGUGGAUGACCAACUCCCGACUUGUCAAAUACCGAGCGCUGCUGUGUGAGAACCCUAACGUGCAAGUGAAUGACUGCGUAGCCCUGAAUCCUGCGACUCUGAUGCCUUUGCCUGAGCCAGUUAUACAUGAUUGCCAAGAAAUAAUGGACACUGUCCAUUCUAGCAGACCCGACCUAAAAGACAGUCCUGUGCCUGGCAGCAUCAUCCUUUUUACUGAUGGAAGCAGUUUUGUCCAGCACGGUGUCAGAAAGGCGGGUUACGCCAUAGUAACAGAAGAUGAGGUCCUAAUCGCUGAAGCGCUUCCACCUGGCACGUCCGCUCAGAAAGCUGAACUCUUAGCUUUAAUCGCUGCACUAGAAUGGGGAAGAGAAAAGAAGAUCACGGUCUACACAGAUUCAAAAUAUGCAUUUCUUACUCUCCAAGUACACGGAGCAUUGUACCGAGAGCGAGGGUUCCUCACAGCCGAAGGAAGAGAAAUAGCACAUUCACAAGAGAUCCAGAGGCUCUUACAAGCUGUAUGGCUACCAGAGAAGGUUGCGGUGAUUCACUGCAGAGCACACACCGGGAAAUCUAACCCAAUUGCUCGAGGGAACCAGAGGGCGGAUCAGGCUGCCAAAGACGCCGCCAACCAGCCAGUACGAGAAACAAGCCACGCCCUCUUGAUUUCCCUGCCACCUCUUGCCAUGACGCCUCCACAAUGCCAUCUAGGCAAAGAAGCCCUUCGGCAUCUGAUCGAAAAGACCAUGUACAUAGACAAGUUAGCCACCCACUGCAUGGAAGCUUCCAAAAGAUGUGUCACCUGUGCACGAAAUAACCCAAAGAAAGGACCUGUGCUUCCCCCAGGCCAGAUACUCCGAGGCAGCCGACCCUUUCAAGUUAUGCAAAUUGACUUCACCCACAUGCCGCCAGCUGGAGGCUACAAGGUCGCCCUCGUAGCCGUAUGCACGUUCUCGGGAUGGGUAGAAGCAUGGCCAGUCAGAUCAGAAGGGGCAAGAGAAGUAGCGAAACACCUGAUCCAAGACCUCAUCCCUCGCUAUGGCCUGCCCCAGCAGCUGAACUCUGACAAUGGACCAGCUUUCCAAGCCGAGCUCACUGAAAAACUUAGCAAAGCACUUCAUAUAGACUGGAAGCUACACUGUGCUUGGAGACCGCAGAGCAGCGGGGCAGUAGAAAGAGCCAACCAGACCCUGAAACUACACCUUCGCAAAAUGUGCGCAGAAACACACUCUAAAUGGACUCAGAUGCUCCCUGUUGCCUUGCUCCACAUGAGGUGCACCCCCCGAAGUAACGGGCUGACUCCAUAUGAACUAGUCUAUGCCAGGCCUCCGCCGCUGCCAGCUACAGUCGAGACCCUGCCACUUCAUGGCGAGAUCAACCUUAAUCGGAUUCUAAAAGAACUGAAUCAGACAGUGCUAGAAAUGAGCCAGCAUACUGAACAGACUCCCUUAGGAAUAGUUAUCCCUGUUCAUGGCUUCAAGCCUGGGGAUGAAGUCUGGGUAAAGAGUUAUAAAGAAAGCCUGUUAGGGAAGACAUGGGACGGGCCAUAUACCAUUAUACUGACUACUCCUACUGCUUUAAAGGUCCAAGGGAAUUCCAGUUGG